CCUACUUUCAUUAAAUGAACUUUACCACAACAAAGCAACAGCAGAACUGCGUCCUUUCCCGCACAUACUGAGGGAACUAUGGCUUUUUAAACUGAUAGAUUCGUCGACCUAACUAUCUCUGUGCUUUGCUGCUGCAACGCACUCCAAACCAACAAGAAAUUCAGCAAGAAUGGAGUCUCACAAUGCUCCCCCAGCUCUGUCCUCUGUGGCUCAUCUCUCAAACUCUCACGCGUUGCGUACGUUUGACGUGUUGAAUCGAAACCGAAGAAAUGAUGGCGGCGUCGGCUCCUCUCUGGAAAACUCCUCUCGUUUGCCCGGUAGACCCCCUCGCUCUCUCUCCCCGACUGGCUAACCCCAACCAAUCACAGGGACGGAGGGGGGAGGAGUCAGCCGAGAGCCAGCACUUAAUUGGUGAUGGUCUUGCUGACUGGAUGACGGAAAAAGUCGAUUUUUCCUCUUACCUUCCUACUUCUCACUCCUCUCCCAGCUCGUCCCUUCCCCCCUCACCCCCUCAACAUGAUGUGCAGGUCCCCUCUGACUUGGAGGUCAUGACAUCUCUACUGCAGGAGGAGCUUGCUCAACUGGAGGAUUACUUCCUGUCCGAAUCUACCCCAAAGAGAGCGGAAAAAUUGGAAAAAUGUGACAAAGUUCCCCCAGCAAUGGGGCCACAGUCUUACUACCAGCUGCCAUACGCGUCUUACAGCUCUAGCCAAUCAGAAUCUAGCCCACUUCUUGUUACCCUGGCAACUGGGGAACUCGACCUGCUGAGCUUCUGCGGUGGCCCCAUUGGCCGACCCAAAACACCUCGACCCGUUCCUUACAACUGCAGUCGCCCUAACGGCAAUGGUCGCAAGAGGGUUUGUGAUGGGCUGAAGGUCGGAGAGGGGUUGGAGAAUAUCUGGAGUUCCAAAGGCAAUAACUCAGGUAGCACAGAGCCAGCAGGUAGCUACUGCUGUGUGGAGGAUGAGAAGGCUGUAGGGAAGGGGUACUGUCUAGGUAGCGCGGUCAAGAUUAGGGACUGCGCCAUAUUGUUGAAAGAGGAAGAGAAUUACUGUUUUGCGGAGGAUGUGUGUAGCGGGGAGAAGAUGGGAAGGGGAUACUGUGUUGGGGCGCCAUUGGAGAGCCCCCACAGGAAGGAAGGCGGGAUGCUGUACGGGCUGAAGGAUAUGAGGCAGGACGGUGUGGAGCUGGAAACUCUGCAUGGAGACAGGGCCAACGAGCCCGAGAUGAUGGCCAGCGAGGGCUGCUUCCUCCCGCCCCCCGCCGCCGUCGAGCCCUACCACGGCUUCCUGGGUGGGGUCGAAGAGCACAUGCGGGCGGGGUCCCUGGAGUCCGCCUGCCAGCACGGCGACUAUGCCUUCUCCGACUUCCUGGGCGAGCAGGGCGGCGAGUGCCUAUCCCGGGGGGACGGGGAGGGCCUGCAGCUGGGCGCGGCCGGCCUCAGACCCCUCCCGGGCCUGAAGGACGAGCCCUGCGGCGUCAAGCUGAAGGUGGAGCUGGACGGGAGCCCCGUGGAGCACGGCGGCGGCGAGCGGAAGCAGAAGAAGAGGGACCAGAACAAGACUGCGGCUCACAGGUAUCGACAGCGCAAGAGGGCGGAGCUCGACUCCCUGGAGGAGGAGCUUCAUGGGCUGGAGGGGCGUAACCGAGAGCUUCGGGACAAGGCGGAAUCGGUGGAACGGGAGAUUCAGUAUGUCAAAGAUCUUCUCAUUGAGGUGUAUAAGGCUCGCAGCCAGCGGCAUAAACAAGACGCCUCUGCCUAAUGCCCACGGCCCCAACCCCCAGCACUGUGGCCAAUAGAAUGACAAAGAGAAAGAGUUGUUGGAAUGUGAUUGGAAGGUGAUGGCAUGCCAUAGGUUGUUUCUUUUUUUCAAAUGUUUGAUUAAUUGCUAUGUUUGAAAAACAAAAUCAGCUACUUUCAUAUAACGUACUGCAUACGAUGUACUGACGACGAUGUCCGCUAGCACUGUGAAAAUAUCUUUUAGAACAAUAAAACCGUCUUUUGUACACCGUCUUCUGCUGCGGUGAUAAUCGCUUGGAUGCAGACUUUCUUCCAGCGCCGUGCGAGAGGGGCCGCCCCUCGUUUUCCAGGGCGCGGCCCCGCGCCGGCUCGCGAGGCUACGCCUCGUGUCGCUUGAGUUGCGUGAGCUUGUUUUCCUUUAUCCCCCCUGUCCGAAGGCUGCACUGACUGAAUGAAACCGAGACCCGCCGCGUCCCAGUCCGGGCGCUGUUUAAAACACGCUUAAAGAAACGCAGCUGCUGUUCUAGAACGGGGCAUUCCGCGAAGCUUUUGUUCCUUCGCCCGCGCCUUUAUCCGAGGAUGAGACGCGUGCAACAGGAUUAUCGGUCAUCGUCCCCCCCCCACCCACCCCCCCCCGAAAGUGGGUUUGAAGUUGGUUCUUCCCCCCUACUCCCGUUCGCGGCUCGAACGCCCGGUGCAUGUUUGAAACCCUCCGAGCAUGUGGGGUUGUAAAUGCGAUGAUGAAGGUUAGACGAUGUUCAUUUCCGUUCGCUGCAUGGCUUUCUUUGCGAUUUUAGUGGAAUGUUUUCUAAGCGACGCUACGACGAUGCCGUUAGCUUCCGCACGCUGACGCGCCCCAGCUAACCCGGGCCAUCCGUAGGCAGUGCUCACAGACAUCCUGCCCAUUUUGGAUCUUUUCUCACUCUGCUCUUCACUUUCACCCACCUGCUAUAUCUGCGAAUAAACAAUCACUCCUUCAUAAUUUUCACAGCUAAUGCGAUUUCAAAAAAAAACUUUUUAAAUUGAGAGCAAGGAGGGAUUUUUUUUAAUGUGUUCUAGAGCUGUUUUUUUUUUUCGUUUGUUUAUUUUUUAAUAUUAUUCACUAGAGUGUGUUUGAUAGCUUGUGAUGUUCUGGCAGCUUGCUCAUUUCAAAUAUGCAGUGUCUGAUCAAUGCCAUCGAUUGUUCCAUCAACUUAAAAAAAUAAUAAUAAUAAUUUGUUGAUCAAUUUGGUCCAUAGUAGGGAAUAAAAUUGAAAAGUAUGCCAUCUAAGUCACUUCUCAUUUUAGACUGGAAAAUACAUAUCAUUCCAUAUAAAAAAAUAAAAAAACAAAUGCAUACAUUUGUUUAACUGCAGCCAAAUAACAAACAUGUCCUACCCUAGCAGUUAUUCCUUUUUCAGUUUUGUGGAAUGAUGUUUGCUUUUGUGCAAAUGCUGCAGGGAUUUAGCCUGCCUGGCAUGCAUUAAUAAUUUAAUUCCGACAAGAGUCGAUACUUCGGACACAAGACAGGACACUGCAUAAUUGGAAAUAUGCUUCGACACAUAUUGGCGAUGUACAAUCAUUGGAUUUAAAUAGCUGAUAUGCAAUCUAUUGUAUUGUCAUUUCGUGCUGUAUGCUUGAGAUGCUCAAAUAUUUGAGCUAAAUGUAUUUUGCUGUUUUUAUCGCAGGGAAUAUUGUAGGACAAGUACAAUCAUAAAUCACUUUUCUAUCCGAAAUAUUUCUAUGUAACUUCAGAUCUCUGCUUUAUGUAGUCAUCUCUUUUAUCAAAAUAAAGUUAUUUGUGUCUGCACUAAAA
Messenger RNA from Anguilla rostrata (American eel), 3536 nucleotides. RefSeq lists its product as uncharacterized. Gene Ontology annotation, biological process: regulation of transcription by RNA polymerase II. The transcript has 4 exons. Gene Ontology annotation, cellular component: nucleus. Gene Ontology annotation, molecular function: RNA polymerase II transcription regulatory region sequence-specific DNA binding; DNA-binding transcription activator activity, RNA polymerase II-specific. Lineage: Eukaryota; Metazoa; Chordata; Actinopteri; Anguilliformes; Anguillidae. The coding region runs from base 270 to 1763 and encodes 497 amino acids. The record is from RefSeq and is a predicted model, not a curated record.